AUGAAGAAUGAAAUUAUCGGUCAAUGGCGUUUAGAAGCAGCCAAGCGAGCUUAUCUUCUUGCUAAUUUAUCAGAUCCGGAGACAAUCGAUGGAAAAGUUUCAUGUCGUUCUUGUGAUUAUUAUUUGGGUGAACUUUCAUGGAUAAGAAAACGAAAUAAUAAUUAUUUUGUUCAACAACAACAAUUUAUUGAAAGAAUUGAAAUUGAACGAUAUCCUACGGAACAAAUCAUCAAAGAAAUACAAUUAAAUGGAAAAAUUCGAUGUGGAAAUAAACAAUGUCGUGAAGAAUUAGGUGGAUUACAACUAUUUAGAGAUCGACCAGAUGUCAAAGAAAUGUGUGCACUUAAAUGUAAACAAUUGAAAUUUUCUUACAGAAAUAAAGAUGGAGAACCUCAAGUUUUUAUUUUCAAGAAAUGGACCGAUGUUAAAUUUAAAGUACUCGAUUUAGAACCAAUUAAUAUCGAUUAUACACUCAAUAAUCAACAAUAG
Rotaria sp. Silwood2 is the source of this 489-nucleotide messenger RNA. NCBI's taxonomy places the organism in Eukaryota, Metazoa, Rotifera, Eurotatoria, Philodinida, Philodinidae. The record is from the annotation of a GenBank genome assembly.